Molecule: messenger RNA, 2427 nt
Organism: Symbiodinium sp. CCMP2592
Lineage: Eukaryota; Dinophyceae; Suessiales; Symbiodiniaceae
Source: the annotation of a GenBank genome assembly
AUGACCCUCUUGCUGACCAUGGGGCUAUCAGUCUCGUGCCUUCUGUGCCUUGGCGUCGUCACGUCAGCUCAGCAAGUGCCGCCGCCGUUGGGGCUGAGCCCAGCAACGACAGCAACCGCAAGCCCAGCAGGAUUCAACACUUCGAGCCUGGCGGCUUUCGUGCAAGCUGGAGGCAGGUAUGUCAAUGUACGGAGCAGCAGCAGCCACUGGGAGUUGCAGGAGAUGGCCUUGAUGCUUGAAGAGGCAGGAGUGCCCCUGUCCGAGCUCUUUGUAAGCCUGCACAUCGAUUCGGCUGACUUGAGCUACACGGGCACGAUCCUCGCAGUGGACCGGAUCUUGCAUUCCUUGGGCUUGUCGAAGUUGGAUCUGGUCCUCAUCGGCCCCGGAGAGGUCGCCGAGGAAGCUCCUUGUGCUGUCAGCGCAGAGGCCCUGCAGCUCUGCCUCGCUGGGGGUUUGGCGGCCGUGGAACAUCUGCGCCUGCGCGGCCUAGUCGUUGCGCCGCCGGGUGCCUUUGAUUGGCCCUUGUUUCAGAUGCAGAGACUCUGGCCACUGCUACGGAUGCCCUUGGCUGCGAUGCACCUGACGUUUGACAGCUUCGCAGGCAGCCACAUGCCCUCUCUGAAGCUGUGUCUUCUGAGGGGAGUGCCGGUCAUUAUGAGCGGCUUUGCCGAGCAGCCGGGCCGACUUCUUUUCCCGAUGCUGCUCAGCGAAAAGAAUUCCAAGGCAGCACGGCAAGGUUUUGCGCAGCGUCUGGCCGUCCUUGCGACUGCCGAGUGGCUGAGAAGUAAGGGCGUGGCGGUGCUGGUGCCCGGCAACUUCGACUCUGCACAGCUGGUCGAUAUGAUCCGGACAGUGGCGGACGGCGCAGUUUCAGAAGAGAAAGUCUUUUUGGAUGCGGCUUUACAACAGCACCUCGACCUGAACUUCUGGCCCGGAGACCUUCCGAGGAUGUAUACUAUACACUUCCAGCCAGGGGCAACUUGCACUGCAAAUCUGGAGGUCAUGAGCGCCCGGGAAUGUGACCUCGCUAUGCAAGAACUGGACAAGCCGGGUGAUGUGGUUACUUCCGAGGCUGUGGUCCUGGCCCGCGGGUGCACUUUGUAUUUUGAUGAUAGCUGUUCAGCCAUCGAGUGCGCAGAGGCACACUUCCGAGCUGAGGGCCCAGCUGCAAGCGAUGAUCGAACAAAUCGAGCAGUGCCGGUAUGCCAACUCGACGCAGCUGACCCUCCGGAGCAGGGGAGAACCUUGUUUCUGUCAAUGUGCAUGGGUACCGAGUACUUUGACAAGUUUUGUGCACCCUUUCUCGGGUCUUAUCGGAUGAUGUAUGGAGGCUUUCCCAGUGGGUGGCAUAGCAUGAGAGUGUGGACGAUCCAUGUGGACGCUUCCCAUCUAAACCGUGCGAAGGCUUUGUUUGCCGGCGUGCAGUUUGAAGAAGGCAGCUUCGAAGUGCUUUCCCGCCGCUUUGAAGACGAAGUUGCUGAAGGUACGGGCUUGGAAGAUUUCCUGAGGGAGGACCAAGACAAGACCGACGAUGGCAGCACGGGAUGCUUUGAGUGCCAAGUCGGUUCGAAGGCAUUUUGCGAUUGUGAUCCUCGUGUACACGACGAGAAGGUCGUUUUCAAUAACAUCUACUUUCUUGAAUGGGUUCUGUCGCAGGUCGAGCAAACGGAUGGCUUGGGAUUUCAGUAUGUUGUCGUCAUCGACUCGGACAUGCUGUUCGUGCAGCAGCUAGUCAGGUUUCUCCCUCGGGAGCCUGCAGCCGAGUGGGAGUAUGCUUUCACAUUUUACGACCGGCACCACCGAGUUCCUUGGGGACACAAUGAGGAUGUUGCCAAGACAAAGAAUGCACAUGUGCGCAUCAACUCCGGUGUCCAGAUCUUCAGAUAUACAGAUGGUGCCAAAGCCUUUCUAAGCACUCUCCUCAGGACAACCCUUGCCGCAGUGAACUCCGGACAUGUACAUUCCGAUCCGGACUUCCCGAAAGACGUCCUUCGCGAAUUCAAAGCUCCAGGUCAGGCUUCCAUUGCUUGGAUUGUUGGCCUGCAGAAUUUGCUGUUCGAGGAUUGCUUAGUCUGCUGGCCCGAUAUCACAUCUGUUGAGAUCGAUGUGUCGCGACAUGAGAAAUUGGUAUUGAAGAUACAGGGCCUGCCCGCCCGAUUCCUGAACCAGGCCGAGUCAGUUGUGGAGGGCAGUUUGGGACCUGACACACAUAUGGUCCACUUGAAGGGUCUCUGGUGGCGACUUCUGCUACUCAAUGGCACCGCUCAUUCCACCAAAACUCGAUGCCUGGGCUGGAACUCGGGUGCAUAUCAGCUCUGGGCGACGCUUUACCUGGCAUGGCAGCCACAGCAUGUUUUGAGUGCCUAUGUGCGACGGGGCCGGGGAGAUUCCUGCCCAGAGCCGUCCGAAUGGAUGGUCGGUCUGUAG